This is a messenger RNA of Notechis scutatus (mainland tiger snake), 6888 nucleotides long. The record is from RefSeq and is a predicted model, not a curated record. Lineage: Eukaryota; Metazoa; Chordata; Lepidosauria; Squamata; Elapidae.
GCUCAGGCCAUGCGCACUAAGUUGGGCCUGGAACUGGAUUGGGGCUUGAGGCGGGGACGACCCUCCCGGGUUCUUAAAGGGCCAGCGCUCGGGAAGGAGGCUGCAGCAGCUACAAGAUGAGUGAAUCCCUAGUGGUUUGUGAUGUUGCUGAAGACCUUAUAGAGAAGCUGAGAAAAUUUCGUUUUCGUAAAGACACGAACAAUGCAGCCAUUAUCAUGAAGAUUGACAAAGAGAAACAGCUGGUGGUUCUGGAUGAAGAACACGAGGGCAUAUCUCCAGAUGAACUAAAAGAUGAACUUCCAGAAAGACAACCUCGAUUCAUUGUCUAUAGCUACAAGUACCAGCAUGAUGAUGGGCGAGUCUCUUAUCCGCUCUGCUUUAUCUUCUCAAGUCCGGUUGGGUGUAAGCCUGAGCAACAGAUGAUGUACGCUGGCAGCAAAAAUAAGUUAGUACAAACAGCAGAACUCACAAAGGUAUUUGAAAUUAGGAAUACAGAAGAUCUCACUGAGGAAUGGCUUCAGGAGAAGCUCGGCUACUUCCACUAAAAGAAGGAUUAAGCAUUCCAUCCAGUUCAAAGUGGAACCAGACAUGACUCCUGCUUUCUAAACCUAACAAGAAUGCACUGUACUUAUAGUUGUUUCCUGCAAUGUUUAUAUGUAUGUACAUAUAUAUGUAUAUAUUUGUCUGUGCAAAAUUUAUAUACAUGAGGGGAAGAACUGUCUCCUGCUUAACCAAACUUUGCCCAGGAUUAUUCCUUUCCUUCUAAUUGUUUAAAAGGGAACAAUUUCCUUCCUGCAGGGAUAUUUUUUUUUCUUUUUACACUUACAUGACUAAUAUUUCUAUCUGGACUUAUCAGAACUGGUAAUUGUUUACAGCUCUGGGGCAGAAUCUCCAAAGCAGGGCUGUCAAACUCCUGGCCUGCAGGCCGGAUGCGUCAUACACUGGCCAUGCUCACGCCCAGUUUAGCAAAGGAGGAAAAAGUCCUGGUAUGUCACGUGACACCACCAUGAUGACAUGAGUUUGACACACCUGCUCCAAAGGGACACAUUGUGCACUAGCCCUUGUUUGUAUCAGUGGACCUGUGUACUCAGUCAAGCAGUCUGGAAACUUACAGCAGAUUUCUCCUCCCCCCCUUGAGCUACAAGUGCAUCUUCUUUUAAUAGAAACUAGAUAAUAAUUAAUAACUGGACCUAAUAGUAUGUGAAAAUAACACUGAAUUCAGUGGAAUGAAAACGUUUGAAUUGGGCCCAAUUUAUUUUAGGAUAGAUACUUUAGUAUGGUUCCUAACUUUUCCAGAUAGGGCUUUUCUUUUCUCUUAAAAGACCCCCAAUUAUUUUGAACCUUACAUUUCCACUUUGGAUCAAAGGUUUAACACUAUUUUUGUGUAUGUAAAGGAUAGCAUUUUUACUAAUCAAAUAGAAAGUAGAUUUAAGCAACCUCCUAAGGGCUUGGUCACAUACUGUAGUGGACUUCCAUUCCAAAAGUCUUUAUAUGUAGAUCUAUUAAUAUAAAAGUCUUGACUUUUCUGGACUUUUUAUGCAAGCACUUCUCAAUCUGUGUGCCUUUAAAAAAAAAAUCUAUCAAAUGAUUGUAAGAAAGUCUUACACUGCCAUUUUUUUAACAAAAAUAUUAAAUUUGAUACAGGUUAACUUUGUCUAAGACGUUAUUAGCAGCGUCUGAUAGCUUAAUCUCUCUUUCCAUUAACUUCAGCUGUAGGUGCAUACACUCUGAUUUACACUGCUAUGAUUUAAGGCAAAAUGCUCUGCCUGGCUAAAAAAAGAAAAUUAAAAGUCAACACAUAUUCUGGAGUAUGUCCACCACAUCUCUGCAUUCUGUCUCUCAAUAGACAGGGCUGUGUGCGCGCGCCUGGAUUCUUACAAAUGCAGGGGAGGAAAGAAGUAAUCUAUAGCGUGCAGACUUUGGCUUCGUUAACUACCUUAGUUUCCUUUUUGUACUUUAAAAAUAUGUAGCCAAUGCCUUCUCCGAAGCCAGAGGAAUAUCCAUUGCAACGCAUGGGGGAGAGCAGUGUCUUGGUGUCAUGCUUAACAUCGUGCACUUCUCCUUGACUGGACCUUGAUAAUAUCAUAUACAGAUCGAAGAAUCCCAUCCUCUUUGAUCAACAACUUGAAUUACUUAGCUGCAAAACUUGAUUCUGCCUUCAAUAGAUGAUGUGGCCAAUAAAUUGGCAGUAUAGUCUUUAGAGACAGACAGGUGAGGCCUUUCCUGUCUAUUGUUGUGAGAUUCCUAAGACCAGGGGUAGCCAAAUGUGAACUGACAAAGGAGCAGAAAUAUACGUUGUUCCCCAAACUGAUAGUUAGUUGAUCAAAUUCUACAUGGCUUUGUCUCGGCGUGGUACAUUAUACGUGGAUUAUAACUGCAGCAUUCCAAAAUCUCAACAUAUCCUAGGUCAGGGGGUGCCAAACUGGUGGCCCAUGGGCCAGAUGCAUUAUAUGCAGGCUAUGCCUGUCCCAGCUCCACGAAGGGAAAAAAAAUGUGAUACAUCACGUGAUGUCAACAUAAUGCACGGAGUUUGGCACCCGUAUCCUAGGUCAUCUAGUUGGGCAAAAUGUCAGAUUCUGUAUACCGAAUCUGAUACCAGUUGGCAUUAAAGGGAUUAUAACUCUGGUAAUAUGAUUUCUUGAUACGAUUCUUGGAAGCAUUUCCCCCCCAAAUACUUUCAAGCUUCCAAGAAUUUCUCAUUACCAGAACAAAGGAAGAAGUAGUAGCUUUUACAUUUUAGUAGACCAAUUCUUGUUCACUUUAGAUAAACCAUGCGUUGAUUGGGUUAUGCUUUUUUGGCAUAUGAGUGGGUUGCCUAAUUCGGCAAGCUGCUUACUUGCAUAGAAUUGGGCUGUUCGUUUUAAAGAGGACAGUUAUUACAGAUAGGCAAAACUGCUAUGCUUAAAAUAACAUGUUGAGGUAGACCAUUAUUAAAUGACAUAAAAAAUAUGAGCGGUCUUUUUUUCUUUCUUUAAUGGGUGUCUUCUGUCUUUGUUAGUAGGAAAAUAUAAUCCAUUUUGGGCAUUUCUUUUUAUUUUAUAUAAUUUUAAACAGACACUUCCCAUUCUCUUCUUAAGGCGAGGGAGAACUGUGGACUGGGAUUGAGAGAACCAUCAAUAUAAAUAUACUUUUAAAAAAUACACAAAUAGUUUAGGAUUUUUCUAGAGACUUACCCUACAAAUAAGCCUUCAGAAAGGCACACUUUAAUAGUGUUUCUAUUACUUGAUAGGAUUUAUUAAAGACCUUUUCUGAAGCUACUCUGAGCUCCUUGGAUAUGCAUUCAUCAUAUAAACAGUUAUUUCUAUUGAAGACUUGGAACUGAGGUUCUAGUUUCUUGGGAAUUUGUGAAAGUGACUAUAAAUACCUAAAGUAAAACUUGUACUCUCUGAGAAAGUAAAAACCCAGAUUUUUAUGUCAUGAAUGCUAUAUUAGAAGAAUAUAUUUAAUGCUGAUAACCCUUCCAAUGAAUCAUGUCUGGGAUUUUGCAAUGGAUCAUUUAGGCUCUGGUCUAAUUGUUCCAUCUUGAAUGGCAUUACAAUGAACUGCAGCUGGUUAUCCCUAAACUAUUAACAGAGUACAAAUAGUACAGAGGCUGUUUUUCAUGGAUAUUGGGGGAGCAGAUUUGUUCUUUGGCUGAAGGAGGAUAUACAUAGAAAUCCUUUAGGUACCAAAUAUGUCUGAAGAUUUUUUUUGUGCUUAUUUGGCUUCUUUACCAUUCUUUUGUUAGUUUUUUUUAAACCAGUGUUUUUUCUAGGAAUAUUUUUUCUUAAGCAACUGACUGCAGUCCUUCAUCUAAGGUUAUAAUCCUUGGAUGCUCUUAAUUUGAAUGUUUUUUUCUCCCUUUUAUUAGAGUAGACUCUCAGUUAGCUCAAGAACUGUACUGAGCUUUUUGUGAAUCAUACUCGAGUUAGUGAAGUUUGGUUCAGUUUUGGAUAAGUGUCAAGAGUUUUAAGAAGUAAAUUGUAUAUCACCCAUUUUGCCAGUUAAAUUCUCCAGAAAGCAGAAAAGGGGGAAGAUUAUUCAGUCUUUAAGUGCUGCUAAAAAAAAUGGUUGGUGUGCCCACUGGUAUAUGGUGUUCCCGGACCAUAUUUGUGGCCCUCUGGUGUAGGAUAAAAUGGAGGGUGAAGAGAGUCUGGAAAAUGAAUUAUUUGUCAGAAGUAUUUAAAAAUUAGAAAUACUGUUCAGUUGUCUGAAAAGUUUGGCAAGAAAAACAAACGUAGCUGAGCACUCCUUGGAAUUAUGUUUGGUUAAAGUCAGUGAAGGAAACUGCAGGCUUGAUAUUAGGUUUAAAGAGAUUGAGACUAAGCUCCACAAUUUGGAAGCUCUUGUCUUUUCUAAGCAAUUGCUUGUCCCUACCCUGCCACAAUAUUUCAUUCUGUGGUGUCUUUGGGGCAGUAUGAUGUGAACUAUAGUUGUUCCUGAAUGGAAUUCUGUUAGCAGCCUUGAAACACAUCUUUAGCUAAUAUGAGAGGUUUUUUUUUCCUGCUCCCCUUCCUCUCUAUUUGGAUUUGAAGGAGCAACAUGUGAAGAGUUUCCAUCAAAACACGUAGCUGUAACAACUUUUUGAAUACUAACUUGAUUAAAUCAAAUCUUCAUAUGGAUGUUUUAAUAAGCUGAUAAAAAGUAAUAAUACAGUGGGAUGAUAAAUUUCUAACAAUGAUUCCAUUUCUGGUCUUUUUCUGGUAGUAUUUCUCAUUAAUCUUUUAUAGAUUAGAAUUGUCAGUAUUUCAAAAUGAGGCCAAAUACUUGGUUUUGAAUUUUUUCCCCUCAAGCCUUUUCACAUAUUACAUAUACAUAACACAUGUUUGUUGUAGCAUGUGAACAACAGUAAGAACCUAGCAAAAGGGAAGAAUCACAGAAUACAUGUGCUUUUAAUAUUCACAUUGCAAUUAUAUGAAUCAAUUGUAUGAAUGUAUUCCCCUUUUCCUGUAAAAGCUUGUUUGAACUUAAGAAAUCAUAUCGUUAUGCUUUAUUGAUAGUGCAGUAUGCACUGGAUAAAAUGUGAAACUGGCAUUUGUGAAUCUGUUAAUACUAGUCAGCAUGUGGGAUUUAAUUCAUUCUUCUCUGUUUCCAGAUGUGUUGAGUGGCACCAGAGUAGGGAAAGUUGAUCUAAGUCAGGGGUGUCAAACUUAAGAACCGUGGGCCGCAUCCAGCCCAUGUGGUGCUUAGAUGUGGCAUGUGGGGCUAUCCUUGAAACAGCAAAGGACUGACUCCAGUAGAGUGUCUACCAGUGAAACCAGAGCUCUGGAGGGCCGCAUGCGGUUCUCCCAAGCUCCAUUUUCGCUGGCAGAGGGUUGCAGGAGGCUGUCGCAUCAGACAAUGGACCUCGGAAGCCCGUUUUCACUGGCAGAGCGCUCAGGCCAUCAUAGGCGCCGACAUGAGUGAUGUCGAGCUGGCCACGCCAACCUUGGCCACGCCCACCCCAGCCCCAUGAAGUCAAACACAACCCUGAUGCGGCCCUCAGUGAAAUCAAGUUUGACACCCCUGAUUUAAGUGAAUAGACAUGGCUGGUUAUGUACACGGACGAAUGUUUUCCCCCCUCAAUGAUGGAAGGUUAUGUUCUUGUGUAAAACAUGUGAAAAGGCUUUCAUAGCAUGCAGGGUUUUGUUUUUUUUUUAAAAAAGAAUCAGUCUACUAAUAAAAAUGGUUAGAUUGCUAAAGUCCUGGUAGUUGUGCACUAUUUUAUAUGUUGAUAUCAGAUCAGUACUAUAUGAAACGUCAUUUAGGGAAGUUCAUACCUAAUUUGGGGACAGUAAUUUGAUGUGCACAUUGUAAAUGUACAAAACUGCAAAGCUAUGAGAAAGGAUCAUUGAGGAUAAAGGUGAACCAAGCCAAUUAUAGCUCACUUGCCAUCUCCUCUAGUUGUACCUGAAAAGUAUGAGCUGUAGUAUCCAUACUUCAGACUCCCUUGACACAAUCUUCCUUUUGGGCUUUUGGCAUAGAAUUCUACAAUGUUAAGUAUCUUAGCUAGUAUAUAGUUAUUGGAAAUUCAAGGACAUAUAGUCUGGAUUCAUCAGGAGGAUGCCAGCUGGGUAGGCCAUUAGUUCUAAUUCAAUAUAUUGCCAACUCUGCCCAUAAUCUAGAGUUCGAUCCUGAGGGGCUCAAGGUUGACUCAGCCUUCCAUCUUUCCGAGGUCAGUAAAAUCACCCAGAUUGUUGGGGUCAAUAUGCUGACAUUGUACACCUUCUUGAAAGUGGUGUAAAGGAUUGGGAACAGUAUGUAAGUUUAUUGCUAUUGCUAGUAUCGGAUAGAAUAACCUACCCCAGUUGGCACCCUUCUGAUAUAUCCAGACUCUAUGUCCUUGAAUUUCCAACAGGUAUAGUUCAUUUUUCUGAACUAGCUAAGACUCUUGGAAUUCUAUCCCCAGCACAUCUGGAGGGUGCCAUGUUGGAGAAUAUCGAUGUGCAUUGAUCGGUAGAAUACCAGUCUUUUCUAGACAAUCUGAAAAAGGCUGCAGAUUGAACCAAGGACCACUCUUGCUCACUCAACUCUCCUCUCCAAAUUUGCAAAUUAUUAGUGAGGAUAUUGGUCUCUUUGUAAUAAUAUAUUACCAAGUAUUGACUUAAUAUAAUUAAACAUUUCUAUUGCUGAAAAGUUGUUCUGUAUAACAGCAACAGUAUUUUAUAAAAAGGAAAAUGUACCCAGAUCUUGAAUGACAACUGGAACAUGUACUUUUAUUGUUCACUGAGCUGACUGACUGACUGGAAAAGUCCUGACAUUUCUGUGAAACUGUUCAGCUUGACAGGUGUUGUGGUGAUUGGGGUAUUUUUAAUGUUCUGCUUAGUUGAUUUUGCAUGUUUUUUAAAAUCAUUUUCUUUUUGUUUGGCAAAGCAUGGAGCUUGUAUUGGUAUCGAUGAGCAUACAAUGUUAAUAAAACCUGUCAAACUC